Portunus trituberculatus (swimming crab) is the source of this 7724-nucleotide messenger RNA. It is a transcript of the gene SLO2, whose product is annotated as potassium channel subfamily T member 2-like. Gene Ontology annotation, biological process: potassium ion transport. The record is from RefSeq and is a predicted model, not a curated record. The transcript is spliced from 34 exons. Gene Ontology annotation, molecular function: intracellular sodium-activated potassium channel activity. Gene Ontology annotation, cellular component: membrane. NCBI's taxonomy places the organism in Eukaryota, Metazoa, Arthropoda, Malacostraca, Decapoda, Portunidae. The coding region runs from base 677 to 5674 and encodes 1665 amino acids.
GCCAGUAGUGUGCCAGGCGACGUUGAGGUAGGGCUGUGCGAGGGUGUAGCGGAGCGGCAGCGUGAGGGUGUCUGUGUGCCUCGAUGCUUCUGUCCCACGUGCAGCGACCGUCAUCUGCCCCGCGCUCUAAACAGGACUUGGUUUUCAGGAUCUUUAGCAGCUUUACUUUCCAAAAUAACAGGAUUCUUUGACGCAAAGGAGCCACAGGAAUGAGAUAUCUGUGGCUGUUAUAAGGAGUCGCGCCAACUUUCGAGCAAAAGCGUGACCAGUGCCCCGGGUGGUUCCUGAGGGUACGAAGGGCCCACCUGACGCAGUAGUGACCCCGGUAACCAUGAUAGACCAUCCGAAGGGCAGUUUUGCGAAGCGGUACAGUUGUGUUGGUUAAACAGUUGUGAAGAUUUGCUCCAGUGGGGUGAGUGUGUGGAGGGGAGAGGAGAGGUGUGUGCGUGUGUGUGUGCGUGUGUUAAGUGGGGAGUGUGGAAACAACCUGUGGAAAAGGGCAGGUGCCUAUGUGUGCGUGAGUGUUUUGACGUUUACCGAUAAAGAGAUCACCAUGGGUGUGUAGAGCGGGUGUGCUGGUGCCGAGAACACCCUCAAGAUGAGCUGCGCGUGUAACUGAGGGAGGCGAGGACGCAUUACGGGCAGCGAGCGUCGCACAGCGGCAGCUUACGCCACCAUGCCCAAGGAGUUCCAGCACCCGUUUUACAAGAUGCCGUGGCUCUUGGAGGAGGAGUACGGAUCACUCGAGGACCUGGACUGCCUCGAGGGUCGUAUGUAUCUGCCCAGGACGACACACCACGUCCUCCCUUUGUGGGCAGAUGACGACGACGAUGAGGAACCUCCCCAGAGAUCCCACGGGCGUCCCUACAAUGACGUCGGGACCAGUGAGGAGAGUGUGGAGGUUGUGGCUCCUUUGAUUGACCCUCGGCGCGCCGUGCUGCUUCCUGGGUACACAGGUGACCAUUUCCCAGUGUGGAGGCGAACAGACCCUUCCAAGUAUGUCAACGGCGCCUCCAGGCCUGCUAGGGAACCUAUGCCCAAGGUUGGAAUCCCUAAAAUAGAAAUGCAGAGCCCUGGUGACUCAGACGAGGAAGGCCAGACUGGCGAGGGCGCAAAGGAACCUCCUGCCAAGGCGACGAAAGGGACUCGAAAUAGUGACUCGACCAAGUCCCAGCCUCGGAUGUCCCUGAGUUCCCUGAGGCGCUCCUCCACCCUCACCAGGAUCAAUGAGCUGCUGCAGAGGGCGCGCUCAGAGGUGUUCGAGGGUGAGGACGGCUUGACGGCCCGUGAGAAGAUCCGACACCUGCUGCGUAACUCACACGUGGACGACGUACAAAGAGUGCGCGUUGAGUACUACGUCAACGAGAACACCUUCAAGGAGCGGCUUCACCUGUACUUCGUUAAGAACCAGCGAUCAAGUCUCCGCAUUAGGAUCUUCAACCUGCUCAUCAAGUUGCUGACAUGUGUCCUGUACAUCGUGCGUGUGUGCCGAGACAUCGACCCCAUCCGUGCUAACUGCUACGAUUGCCCCGAGGAUAAGGAGGUGACCGCGUACUUUCUCGAAUACGGCAACAAGACGGAUGAGCGAUUUCAAGAGAACCCAGUCAUCAAUUGGCAGGCAGUACUAUGGGUGAAUCGCACCUUACCGCUGUGGGCCAUCCAGGUGGUCGUGGCCACUGUGUCGCUCUCCGAGGCUCUGCUACUGGCCUACCUCAAUUACAAGGGCAACAUUUGGCAAACGUUACGAUCGUUCUACUUCAUUUUAGAACUGGUCAACACCAUCCCCUUCAUCCUGACAAUAUGUUGGUCGCCUCUGAGAAACCUCUUCGUGCCAGUGUUCCUCAACUGCUGGCUGGCCAAACACGCCCUCGAGAAUAUGUUCAACGAUCUCCACCGAGCAAUGCAGAGAUCACAGUCGGCGUUGAGUCAGCAGCUGAUGAUCCUUUGUGCCACCUUCAUGUGUCUUGUCUUCACCAGCGUGUGCGGCAUCCAGCACUUCCAGCGGGCAGGACACCGCCACCUGAACCUCUUCCAGGCCGUGUACUAUGUGAUUGUCACCUUCUCCACGGUGGGCUACGGAGACUUCGUGCCCGACAUCUGGCCCUCGCAGCUCUUUAUGGUCAUCAUGAUCUGCGUGGCGCUCAUCGUCCUCCCAACACAGUUCGAGCAGCUGGCAUUUACGUGGAUGGAGAGAAAGAAGCUCGGAGGGACGUACUCGGCCCAUAGAGCGCAGAGUGAGAAGCACGUGGUGGUUUGCUCCACUAAUCUUCAGGCUGACACCAUCAUGGACUUCCUUAAUGAGUUUUACGCCCAUCCACACUUACAGGACUACUUCGUGGUACUCCUGUCGCCCAUGGAGUUGGAUCCAACGAUGAAGAUGAUCCUGCAGGUGCCAAUGUGGGCGCAACGGGUUAUAUACAUCCAGGGGUCGUGUCUCAAGGACGGGGACCUCACGCGGGCCAGGAUGAGCGAGGCAGAGGCGUGCUUCAUCCUAGCCGCCAGACAGUACACCGACAAGACCGCCGCUGACGAGCACACCAUCUUGCGUUCCUGGGCCGUGAAGGACUUCGCCCCCAACGUGCCCCAGUACGUGCAGAUCUUCCGCCCAGAGAACAAGUUGCACGUGAAGUUCGCAGAGCACGUGGUGUGUGAGGACGAGCUCAAGUACGCCCUGCUCGCCAACAACUGUAUGAGUCCGGGCAUAUCCACCCUAGUGACGCUGCUGCUGCACACUUCCCGCGGCCAGGAGGGCCAGGCGUCGCAGGAGGACUGGCACCGGCUGUAUGGGAAGUGUUCAGGCAAUGAGAUCUACCACAUCAAGCUGAGCGACUCUCGGUUCUUCGGGGAGUAUGAGGGGAAAAGUUUCACCUACGCCAGCUUCCACUCUCAUCGCAAGUAUGGUGUGGCUCUUGUUGGGGUCCGGCCAGCCGAGCUCCCAGAGUUUUAUGAAGACACCAUCAUGCUCAACCCAGGCCCAAGACAUAUCAUGAAGAAGACAGAUCUGUGCUUCUACAUGAGCAUCACCAAAGAAGAGAAUAGUGCCUUUGUGGUGGGGUCUACUUCCACCAACACCACUACUGCCAACCAGGAGGGAAGGGUGGAGGGAGGGGGUGCUGAUGCCUCACUCACCAAAGACCCAGAAAGAGGUGUUGGAGGAGGAGAGAGAAGGGAAGGUGAUCGAGAGGAACCCUUACCCAAACCAAGAUCAGGGCGAAGGUGUGUUCUUCUCAAGCUGCGCUCAAACGUUUCUGUCAACGAGCUGCAGAAGAAAUUGGAGGAGGAGGUGGAUCGGAGAAGGGAGAAGUGGGAAGAAGAACAAGGAAGACAUAUUACCAGGGAGGAAGCCUUGGUAACUUCCACUAAACAAAAACUCAUUCAGGAGGAAGGAGAAUCAAUGGAGCUGCGCAAAAGCCAUCCAAGACACAAGCUGGAGCGAGAAGACACAACAAAAUCUAAUAGUCCUUCCUUAAGUGGUGGUAAUUUUCUUGAUGUCCCACGCUCCGACACCCUUAUCAGUGUCUCAGACAAACGCCCCGAGACCCGCCGUCCAUCCAUUCUACCUGUGCCAGAUAUGUUCACUGGAUCCAGCCUCAAUAUUUCAAGCCAGGAACGAGGUAGUGAAGAUGUAUCAGGAGAGAGUGAUGAUGAGGUUGAUGAUGUGCCUUGGCGGUCUCCGUCAGAGAUGAUUGCGAUCAUCAAGGGAUUUCCACCUGUCUCCCCAUAUAUUGGUGUGAGUCCCACCCUCUGUUACCUGUUGAAAGAAAAGAAGCCCCUUUGUUGCCUACAGCUAGCACAGAGUAGAAUCAGAUCUGUUUGUGAUCACUGUACCUACCGCAGUGCCAAGGAGUACAACUGGCAGAACCGAGCUGUCAUCCUAGCUGCUGAUUAUGCAAGCAAUGGUAUCUACAAUUUUAUCAUUCCACUCAGAGCACAUUUCAGAAAAAAGACGUUACUGAACCCUAUUAUCCUCUUGCUUGAGCGAAGACCAGAUGUUGCCUUUCUUGAUGCCAUCUCUUGGUUCCCUCUUGUCUAUUGGAUGUUGGGCUCCAUUGACUGCCUUGACGAUUUGCUGCGAGCUGGCAUCAACGUGGCAGAGAAUGUGGUGGUGGUUAAUAAGGAGCUUAACAACUCUGCUGAAGAAGACACCCUAUCAGACUGUAACACCAUUGUUGCCGUCCAGACCAUGUUCAAGUUCUUCCCCAACAUCAAAAUCAUCACGGAGUUGUCUCAGUCGUCCAACAUGCGCUUCAUGCAGUUCCGAGCUCGGGAUGCAUACGCCCUCCACCUGUCUAAGAUGGAAAAGGGUAGCCAGCCUCAGGGCCCUAGGAGUCGCCCUGCAUCUCGUCGCCGUUCUCGCUCAUUCCGACGGCGGCCUCCGCCGCAACGACCGAUUUACUACUCUGAAGUUAUAAAUCAGCUGGAACGGCGAGAAAAGGAGAGAGGAUCUCACAUCUCCUAUAUGUUUCGACUCCCCUUUGCUGCUGGGAGUGUGUUCUCAGCCAGUAUGCUUGACACACUCUUGUAUCAAGCCUUCGUCAAGGACUACCUCAUAACUUUUGUCAGGCUUCUAUUGGGCGUGGACCAAGCACCAGGUUCAGGCUUCCUCACUUCAAUGAAGAUUGGGAAGCAGGACCUUUGGAUCAGAACAUAUGGUCGGCUUUAUCAGAAGUUGUGCUCCACUACCUGUGAAAUUCCUAUUGGUAUUUAUCGCACUAUAGAUACCAGCAACAUGGAGCCUGGAAACAAUGAUGGAGACGCCUCGGGCAUUGGCCAUUCCUAUUCUCACUUGUACGACACCACCUCUUGUUUCCUAUGCCAGAGCAACAAAAGCUCAAUGUUCUCACUGAACAUAUCGGAUGAUCCAAAGGAGAUACACUGCAACCUGAUUGAACGGGCUGAGAUUGCUCAGUUAGUUCGUUCCCGUAUGCAAAGUUUAGCCCUCCCUCCAGAGGAUUAUGAUGAUGUAUCUGAAAAGCGCAAUUCCUUGUCCUUCGUAAUCAUCAACCCCUCCUGUGACCUGAAACUGGAAGAAGGUGAUAUUGUAUACCUUAUCCGGCCAAGCCCAUUCUCAGCACAGAAGACAUUUGAGCGUCAUAAUUCUCGGCGGAAAUCUAAUAUUUCGCUUUGUGGAGAAAACAGGCGGAGAAGUACCACAUUUGUCAGGCCCCCUCCUCUUACUACCGCUCCCAAGUCCAAUUCUCUUAGUCUGCCAGACAGUCCACAGAUAUCUCCAGGAGCAGAAGGCCGACUGUUCUGCCCUCCUGAGGGUCUUUGUGGACCCUUGCUACAAGAGACCAGAAAUGGUUUUCACCAUGCAACGAAAUUGGCAAACAGGCGAGCUCCCCUCCUGGGCUCCUUAGUAGCUUUAGAUUCCCUUCACGUCCCCAUGUCCCCCCCAACAGGAUAUGUCCGUGGUCGUUCCAAUUCUCUCCGAGUGGAUGACAUCCUCAUGAGACGCUCCAAUUCUCUUCGCUUCGGCCUGGAAGCAUCACGUAAGAUAAAUAGUUUUGAGGAACUUGGCAUCAGCCCGCUCACACCACUCACACGUGACGAGCGAACGGGCUCUAUCAAGAUUCCUACCAAUGGGUCCAUCGGUCUAGAGGUUACACCUCCUGAAGAGUGUGGCUCAGAGGCCUCCGUCCCUUCUAUUCAGUUGCAAGGAACCAUAGUCUGACCCCCGCCGUCACCUCGGCCUGCACGAGUCUGGUUCCACAUGGGUGGUGCUCGUGGGGUCGCCCGCUCACGCUCCCCACGACUUUGACGGCCAGCCGCCUCCUACACGUCUCGACCAGCCCUUGGCCCUGUGCCCUGGCCACAGUCACAGUGAGAGGAGGCUUGAAGGACUUAAUGUUGAGCUAUUGGCAUACCAGCUAAUGCUCAGAAUUAUAGUGAUGCCACAAGUGCUUGGUUAGAGUACUGUUCAUUAAAGUGUGAUCAGUACUGGAUGUUAUUUGAACCUUGGGUACAAAAGUAGAUGGAUUUUUAUUUUAACAAGAAACUAUAAAUCUAUCAAAUUAUUCACUGUUAGGUAGUGAUAUGAAAAUGGUGAUAUAUUGUUUCCAGUUUUGUACAUUCAAAGAAACACAUUGAUGCGAGGUAUCAUAGCAUGAUCUAGUGAGUCAGUUUACCACAUGUUUAUUACCUCUGAGGCUUACCUUCUGUGAAGGGUUUGUCGUGUCCUAAGCAUAUGUAGGAUAUGAGUCUCAUCUGCCAUCUCAUAUGUGUAGCUCUGCUCAAAUUAAGAGGGUGUGUACUUUGUCAUCUGAAGACCAUAGAGAUAAUAGUCUUUCUCUCUUUCAGAUUAUAAGAAAAGCUCUUCUUCCAUAUAUGCUGGCAAAGAACAAAUGUUGUUGUCAGAUAUUGUUGAAUAAGUGCUCUCCAUGUAAAGAGUUGCACAGUUCAGUUGUUUUCAUCUUAUAUGUUUCAAUGUAAGCUGAAUCAGCUAAUUUUCAUGAUACAGGUAUCUGUAUAACUGAUGCAGACAAACUAUUCUAGCAUUUCCUUGAGCAUUGUCAACCCUCUCUUUCAUUUUCUCUUUCAUCUUUUUCAUCAAACUUCAUCAUAACUAAUUUAGUAUAAUGAAUAAUCACAGUGCAAACUGUUCAUCAAAUUACAGGCAGACAAAAUCGAUAUGAUGUAAAUAGAUACAUAUGAUUUGCUAAAGCCAUAUAUUUAUGUAUAAAGUCAUCGUAGAUUAAGCAGAUUACCCUGAUGGGCAGAGUUUGUUGUUUACAGAAUUGUCCCUGAAUCUUGCAACUGUGACAUUAUCUCUUAGGACUCUCAAGGCCAGGCCAGAGGGUGAGCUGUGGGGACCAGGCUGAAGGAAAGAGAACUCUCACAAGGGUACCUUUUCCUAAAGCUGUCAAGAGUAACAGGGACUGUUGGAUCACCUCAUCAUUGUUCUCAUAUUUUUAACAUUUUAAUAUGAAUGAUUUGUGAAUGUGUAUGUAAUUUUCAAGUUUGUUAUAUUCAAGCCUUUAUGUGUCUAUAUCAUAGGUAUGUAUAUAUGAAUAUACAGUAUCAAUGUACAUAAAAAAAUAUAGUUUAUAUUUAUUUCUAUAAAAAUAGACCAUUGUGAUAAGUCAGUUACAAUAUUUAAGAUAUAUUUCAUGAUAUAUUGUACAUACAUUGUGCCAUUGCAUCUGACUUGUGUGUGUCAUUUCAUAAUGCAUACAAGCAUUCUGUUAGUACCCACUCAUGAUUAGGUGGAAGAGUGGCUGGUGGUGUGUGCAUGUUGGGCAGGGCAGUGCUGGCCACACGAUGGGAGGCCUGAAGUUACUGGUUGUUUGUUUCCUGUAGUAGACAAAAAAUGCAGGGUAAGGUGGACAACUUGUUUAUAUUGUUGUAGGAAACCUAAGAUGCAAACUUUCAAUAAGAGUUCAAGUAAUGUAAUAAUCUAUUGGGGUUUUGUUGCACAAAAAGCAUGCAAAUGGAAUUAGCACUUAUUAAUAUAUUAAUAGGCAUUUAGUUGUGUGGUUAUGAGGCAAAUGGAAUUUUAUCUUUGAUAUAUUGCUUACUUUCUCCCAACAAUCAGUUUCCCGUACUGCAGGGAACUCAACAUGUGGUGCUCUAAUAGUAUACACUGAUGCCUCUUUGUUUACUUCCUCUUUCAUAUUUGCUUUUGUUGAAUGAAGAGGAAAUUGUGAAGCUGUGCUAUACAUAUACUUUUUUUUUAUUUCAGUAUUAGUAUGCAUGCAUUUUUGUGAUACAUCAUAUAUAUAUAU